Messenger RNA from Daphnia carinata, 2563 nucleotides. Its product is annotated as collagen alpha-1(I) chain-like. The transcript is spliced from 5 exons. The record is from RefSeq and is a predicted model, not a curated record. Bases 143 to 2395 code for a protein of 750 amino acids. NCBI's taxonomy places the organism in Eukaryota, Metazoa, Arthropoda, Branchiopoda, Diplostraca, Daphniidae.
GGGUAUUUAAAGCCCCUACUCUCACAUUUCAAGUCAGUGUCUUGCCGACAACAGUUUAGGAAACAGCAAGCGUAAGAAGAGAAUCUUGUCGAGCAAAUCGACUCAACGACACAAAAGGUUGCUAAUUCCAAACCAAACAGCCAUGAGGGCUUUGGCUAUUGUUCCACUUUUGGUGGCCACCAUUUUGGCGGCACCCCAAUACGGACAACCUCCAGCAGCAGGUGAGACUGUUUCCAUCACCAAGGAACAGUGGGCCUCUCUGAACCCAUACGGAUCUGCUUCUUCCUACCCGGCUGCCGAACGCCCUCAGAUUGAAGAGAUCCAGAAGCAAUGGGAACGUUUCUAUGAAUACCUUCCGUGGUUGAGAGGUCCCGCUGGACCACCAGGCCCACCUGGAGCCCCAGGAGCCGCUGGAUCGUCUGGCGGUGGUGGUGCCUACGGCGGCGGUUCUAGCUACGCUCAACCUCAGGUCAUUCCAGGACCCCCAGGCCCACCAGGUCCACCAGGACCCGCUGGAUACAAGGGAGAUGCUGGUACUCCAGGAACCCCUGGCUACCCAGGAGGACCCGGACCCCAAGGACCAGCUGGCAAACCCGGAGCACCAGGCUACCCAGGAGAGAAGGGUACACCAGGCUACAACGGAGCUCCUGGAGCCCCUGGCAAACCAGGUUACAACGGAGAGAAGGGAGCCCCUGGCUACAAUGGCGCCCCUGGCCUUCCAGGCGGUCCCGGACUACCCGGCAAAGACGGUUAUCCUGGCGGCCCUGGACCCGCUGGACCUAAGGGAGAAGCUGGACCACCAGGCUACACUAUCCCAUCCAAGAUCCCCGGACCUCCUGGCCCACCAGGUUACAACGGCAAAGACGGUGCUCCUGGAUACCCUGGCGGUCCAGGCCCCGUUGGACCAGUUGGACCUGUUGGACCUCAAGGACUCCCUGGCAAACCAGGUACAAAUGGCUACCCUGGUGGCCCCGGACCUAAAGGUGACGCUGGAACACCUGGCUACGCUGGAGCCCCUGGCAAGGACGGAUAUCCUGGUGCACCUAGCAAGAUCCCUGGUCCCCCUGGACCCGUCGGACCAGCUGGCCCCCCUGGCUACAAUGGCGCUCCUGGCAAAGAUGGUCUCCCCGGCGGUCCUGGUUAUCCAGGCAAAGACGGCAAACCUGGAGCUCCUGGAUACACUGGACCACCAGGUCAACCUGGAUCUUCCGGAUCUUCUUCCGGUGGUGGCUACGGGGCUAGUUCUUAUGCACAACCUCAAGUCAUUCCUGGCCCACCAGGUCCUCCAGGACCUCCAGGGCCUGCUGGGUAUAAGGGAGAUGCAGGACUUCCAGGUACUCCUGGCUAUCCUGGCGGACCUGGUCCGCAAGGUCCACCUGGAAAACCGGGAACUCCAGGCUAUCCUGGAGAAAAAGGAACUCCAGGUUACAACGGUGCCCCUGGAGCUCCUGGUAAACCAGGUUAUAACGGAGAGAAAGGGACACCUGGCUACAAUGGUGCACCUGGCCUUCCUGGCGGUCCCGGUCUCCCUGGCAAAGACGGAUACAGUGGAGCUCCAGGACCUGCAGGCCUUAAAGGUGAAGCCGGUCCACCAGGAUACACCAUCCCAUCUAAGAUUCCUGGUCCUCCUGGCAAACCUGGCUACCCUGGUAAGGAUGGUGCUCCAGGUUACCCUGGCGGCCCUGGCCCUGUUGGUCCUGUUGGCCCUGCUGGACUCCAAGGACCUCCUGGCAAACCUGGCACAAAUGGCUAUCCUGGUGGACCCGGUCCUAAAGGUGAUGCUGGAACACCUGGCUACGCUGGAGCCCCUGGCAAGGACGGAUAUCCUGGUGCACCUAGCAAGAUCCCUGGCCCUCCCGGACCCCAAGGACCUGUUGGCCCUAAUGGCUACAACGGCACUCCAGGAAAAGAUGGGCUUCCCGGCGGACCUGGUUAUCCAGGCAAGGACGGACUCCCCGGUGCUCCUGGAUACACCGGUGCCCCCGGUCUUCCUGGAAAACCAGGCAAAGAUGGAUAUGCUGGCCCAGCUGGAACCCCUGGAUAUCCUGGCGGCCCAGGCCCCGUUGGACCUCAAGGUAAACCCGGAGCUCCUGGAUACCCUGGUGGCCCAGGACCUGUUGGACCCGUAGGCCCCCUUGGUCCAGUUGGACCUCAAGGUAAACCUGGAACCCCUGGCUACCCUGGUGGUCCAGGGCCAGUUGGCCCUCUUGGACCUGUCGGACCUGUUGGCCCUCAAGGUAAGCCAGGUUCUCCUGGUUACCGAGGUCCCACCGGCCCUGCCGGCCCAGCUGGUUCCCCUGGACAAGUCUAUGAAGCGCCAGCUUACCAGCCUCCUGCUUACACGCCAACAGUCUCUCAACAAACAUACGAUCCCCCAGCACCAAGCUAUGGUUAAUUAUCUUACCAUGCUCUAAGCGACAAGAAAAAUAAUAUAUAAACAAAAUUCUAUGCUUGGAUGAAUACUCUGAUCCAUUAAGGAAGUCCGCAUUGAUUUUUAUAUCAUAUAACAUGUUGGUGCCACGUUUUCUCGAUUUGUAAAUAAACCAUACCGUAAAAAGGAAAA